AGGAGGAUUCAGUUUCCAAAGGUGAAGAGAAGCUGGGAAGUAGGAAGGAGGAAGCAUUUUUUGCUGCAGGUCUGAGAAAGGGCAAGCUGGCAUGGAGAAAGAGAAGUUCCAGCAGAAGGCUCUGAAGCAAACUAAGCAGAAGAAAUCCAAGUCGGCUGAAUUUCUGAUGGUAAAAGAAGAGAGAGCAGCAACAGAAGGCAUUGAAAAUCCAGCUUUUAACAUCAGCAGCACAGAUCUUUCAGCAUAUCAGCCUUCAGAAGAGAAAGUUAUUAGACAUGACAAGCCAGAUAGCACCCUUGCAGCUCACCAACAAAAACUCGGGCUGCAAGCCCAUGCUGAACCAAGAGGAAAUGAAUACAGCAGAAAUUACUUUGACCCGCUGAUGGGUGAGGAAAUAAACCCAAGGCAGUGUGGGAUGGAGGUCAGUGAGGAAGAUCCUAUGAAAUUUGAUGAGCAAAUCCUGUACUCUAAACUGAUGAAGCUUCUAGAUGAAGAAAACAAGAUGCUGGACUUCCAAGCCCGUGUCGCCAGUGAAGAUUUUCCGGAUGCUGUAAUGCCUGUCAGCUCCAGUAAGGCAUGUGACCUUCACAGGGAGCUUGAAGAUGAAGAGAUUCCUUCAUAUAUCGAACAGUUUGAGAGAGAUGUUCAGGAUGACAUAAUUCUGCUUGGCAGCUUUUCACUGGAACAGCACAAGGGAGCUUCUCACCAGAAGAAACAAAAGUGGGGAGCCAGGAUUCAUGAGCUCUUUCAAAGGGUGGGAAGUCAGCUACUGAAAACAGAGGAGAUUGGAAUUGAAGAAGAAAUGGUAGCCAGCUUUGGCAACCUUGCAGAUGUGAAUACUGGAUUAAAUGGAGCAGCAGGACCUUGUGGGAAGCCGCUUAGGUGGUGCCUUGGUGGAACUGGAGGAGCAGCCUCAGGCCAGGAUGACGCGGGCUGUUAGUCACGGUGGAAACUUCUACAACACUGAAAUCUACUUUGGACAAAGCAUCCAGACAGUUCUCCCACAUAAAAGUGCUGUGAAACCAGGCAUGGUACUCCUCUUUGAACUCU
Molecule: messenger RNA, 1050 nt
Organism: Sturnus vulgaris (Common starling)
Lineage: Eukaryota; Metazoa; Chordata; Aves; Passeriformes; Sturnidae
Source: RefSeq, a predicted model, not a curated record